CUGAUCAAUAUAUAAAUAAUAUUAAUAAUUACAUUAAACGUAUUAUUUUUUUGACGACUGGACAAUUAAACAGUUGAUAAUACUUUAGAAUUUUUACAGUUUGAGAAAAAUUGUUGCAAAGAAUAUGAUAUUACGGACUAGUGCGCUUAUUGUUGCCAAUUUUAUGUUUCUUUUGGACAUAAUACAAAUGAAACCAAAGGACCAACAAGCUGAGGCUCAGAAAGGACCUUGUGUUGGCAUGGACUGUUUACAUGGUGUACUGAUGCACAAUGACGACACUCAGGGAGAAAAGCACACAGCUGAAGACCAGUAUCUCAGAUAUAAAGCAGUUCUUGAUACUGAAAAUCCCCGUAAAGGUCCUCUUGACGCAGAAGCGCAAAUGCAUGGCAUCUUAAUGCACGGUGAUUCCACAGCAAAGGAACAUCAUACGGGGAAUAAAGAGGUUCUUCCUGAAAAAGUUUCAGAAGCUGGACCAAAAGAUUUGUCUGAGGUAAUACACGAAGGAAUGCACGGAGAAGAGGGUACACAUACAAAUCAUGACUGGAAUAAGGAACAAAAUUUAGGCGAGAACGAAAACAAAGGACCGUUUGAUUCAAGGUUUAUGCACGGUGUUUUAAUGCAUGGUGAUAUUAACUAUGAACACAGGGAAGGUCUGGGAGAAGAUACUGACAUAACAAAUGAUAAGGAUAGGAAAGUUGGACCUCAAGAUGCUGCAAAACAAUUCCAUGGAGUUAUGAUGCAUGGAGACACUGAAACUGGCAAAGACCACACACAUGAAGAGCCAGCUGAAUCAAAACAAGAUAGCAAUAAAAUCGGACCAAAUAACGAUCUGCACGGGAUACUCAUGCACGGUGACUCUAAUCUAGGUCAUGAUCAUUCUAAUGAAGACUCUAAAGCUGUGCACGAUGUUUUCAGUGACAUUUCUAAAAUUAAGGACCUUGGAUUAGAUGACAACUUACUGAAAAUGAUAAAUCUGGAGCAAAUUCUUGAGAAGGACAGACAAGAAUAUGCAGACUGGAUUAUAAAUAAUCCACAGUACCAAGAUGAAUCUAUGAUGGGAUCAACAUUAGCGAGUGUAUCUGAUACUAUCCUUGAUGACAUAGAGCUUAUGAAAAAGAGAUAUCUUGCAAAAAAUAACCAGCCAGAUGAAAAGGAAGUAGGUUCCAAAACAUCAUCAAAAGAAGAACAUCCAUUUACUGCAGAAGACGCAAGAGCGAUAUACGAUGAUAGUGUACAUGCAGAGGAAGGCGAAGAUACAAGACACGACCUUGAACUAUUAGGGAGCACUGAACCAAUCAAUGCAAGACAUAAAGCUAAAUUGGAAAUGCUAAAAUCCAAGCUGAACAAAUAAAUUGUUAAUGCUUAGAUUAUUAUUUGUUUUACCUUUAACGGCAUAUAAACUCUAUGAAACAUUUCGAUGUAUUGUAGUAACAGGUAUUCCUAAAGAAUGCAAUUUACACUGACAUAUCAAAUAAUACGUCUUAUACUCCUUUUCUAAGAUGAGGAAUAAAUAUAUACGAAGA
This is a messenger RNA of Mercenaria mercenaria, 1523 nucleotides long. RefSeq lists its product as uncharacterized. NCBI's taxonomy places the organism in Eukaryota, Metazoa, Mollusca, Bivalvia, Venerida, Veneridae. The transcript is spliced from 2 exons. The record is from RefSeq and is a predicted model, not a curated record. The coding region runs from base 125 to 1351 and encodes 408 amino acids.